Vitis riparia (riverbank grape) is the source of this 678-nucleotide messenger RNA. RefSeq names its product oleosin 1-like. Bases 27 to 461 code for a protein of 144 amino acids. Gene Ontology annotation, cellular component: membrane; extracellular region; monolayer-surrounded lipid storage body. Lineage: Eukaryota; Viridiplantae; Streptophyta; Magnoliopsida; Vitales; Vitaceae. The transcript has a single exon. The record is from RefSeq and is a predicted model, not a curated record. Gene Ontology annotation, biological process: lipid storage; sexual reproduction.
UGUUCGAUCUCAUCACCAUCAUCUCAAUGGCGGAGAUCCAACCGCCGCACCACAUCCUGCACCCGCACCAGCCCCAGCCCCAGCAGCCGAGCUACCAGGCGGUGAAGGCCGCCACGGCCGCUACAGCCGGAGGUUCGUUGCUGGUCCUCUCCGGCCUGACCCUUGUCGGAACGGUGAUCGCGCUCACCGUCGCCACCCCUCUGCUUGUGAUCUUCAGCCCGGUUCUGGUGCCGGCGGCGAUCGCUGUGUUCUUUCUUGUGCUGGGAUUUCUGGCCUCCGGUGGAUUUGGCGUCGCCGCCGUGACAGUGCUGUCAUGGAUUUUCCGGUAUGUCACUGGCCGGCACCCUCCAGGCGCCGAUCAUCUGGAUAGCGCAAGGAUGAAGCUGGCAAGCAAGGCAAGGGAGAUGAAGGACAGGGCUGAGCAGUUUGGGCAGCAGCACACUGGACAACAGGGUACUUAAAUUGACGACAUAUGUGGGUCUCUAAAACAGUGUCGUUUCAGAUUUGCGGUCGAGGAGUUUGGAUAUUGGAGUAUAUGAUAGCGUCUAUGUUGGUUUAUUUCCUUUCCUUUCCUUUCCUUUGUCGUUGUUGAUGUGGGUCUCUCUGAGGCUGAGUGGUCUAUAUUGGAUUGUAUGGAGUCUGUAUUUUGAGACGUAGAUUUGAAUAUCUAUUUUCUGA